Malania oleifera is the source of this 1681-nucleotide messenger RNA. RefSeq lists its product as uncharacterized. Bases 740 to 1372 code for a protein of 210 amino acids. The record is from RefSeq and is a predicted model, not a curated record. The transcript has 2 exons. Lineage: Eukaryota; Viridiplantae; Streptophyta; Magnoliopsida; Santalales; Ximeniaceae.
GCGAUAAAUGUCAAACAACUUCAAGAUUUACUCACUUCCCCCAUCAACCACCUCAUCAAACGCCACGUGUACACGCUCUUUCUUAAAUGACAUGAUUGCCCUUCCCUCUCCUACUCCCCUCCCUCACCUCUCGCGGCUAUUUCAUGUGGUCAGUUAUAUUAUCCCCUCUCCCAUUCGUUCUUCCUCUCUCUUUGGUUUUCUGCAGAUCCGAACACUACGAAAACGAAUGCUAAUUUUUCUGUAGAGUGUCUGGGGCCAGUUUCUCUCUACAGUUUCGAUCAGUGCAGGGAAAGGCCAUGUGAAGUGUUUGAACUGGACAGUGAUCUCACUUUUCCUGCUAUUGUUAGGUUACUGAUUUUUCUGGUGCACAAAAGAUGGGUAAAUGCAAGGGUUGUGGGAAAUUAGGAAGAAUGGUGCCAAGGGAUCAGAUUGUGAGCUCUUAUCAUUUCGCUCUUCUGCUAUCGCCUGUUGUUUCUGUUUGGGACUGCAUUGUUCGUAAGAUGAGGUACUCCUUCAGACCUGAGUGGGUGUAGGCGUCAGGAUUUUAGCAGUAUAUUAGUUGCCAAGUUGGAUACCCAUUAGAUUUUAUUUGAGUGUUGAAUAACAAAGAAAGCAAAAAAAACAGUUUUAGGGAAAAUGUAUACGUCUUAGAGGUGUUCUUCCAAAGGAACAGAAAAACAAAAAAGAAACCUUGAGCAAACAAAACUUCAGUUAGGUGGUUGUUAUUGUUGUUGUUAACAUGGAGUGUACAAGAGUGCAUCCUGUCGUUAGAAAAGUGAAGAAGAAGCCAGUGAAGGAUGAGCUGGAUCGUAUAAAACAGGCUGAGAAGAAAAAGAGACGAUUGGAGAAAGCCCUUGCUACUUCUGCAGCCAUCCGCUCUGAACUGGAAAAGAAGAAGCAGAAAAAGAUGGAAGAACAGCAAAGGCUUGAUGAAGAGGGUGCUGCAAUUGCUGAGGCAGUUGCGCUGCAUGUCCUACUUGGUGAAGACUCAGAUGAUCCGUGCAAGAUUAUGCUCAAGAAAGAUGAAGUGUUCAACCAAUGGAAUUGUGCUGGCAAUAUUGACCUAUUUAUGGGCAGCAGGAGAGCAGGCCUUCCUCAUCAGGGCCGCACUAGAUGUUCUCUUGAAGGAAUUGGAUGGGCGUCUAAUGGUCAUGGAGAUUUUUAUGGGUGGAAUGACUUGAGCAGCGAUGAUUGGUCUUUUUCAUCUGGUCCUUUUGGAAGAGAUUUCCACGCUUCAUAUUUUGAGGAGGGAGGUUGGGGCACAACAGGGAUCUCUGCUGGCCUUAUUGCAGCACAGGCUGUUUCUUCACUUCAUAUUGCGGAAGAUGCACAUGUGGACACGAUCGUCUUUAAUAAUAUGUUGAGAAGUUGAACAAGUUCCCUUGUGAUGUGGUCUGAUCACUAUAGGAGUCUUGAUUAUAGUUCUCGCAAUAAUGGUUUUGUAUAUAUUUUUCAUGUUGUGCCCUUUUUCCUGGUCUUGCUUGUUCAAUACCGAACAACAGUGCUGUAUUUUGUUUUCAUUUUUCUCUUGGGAGCUUAUUUAUCUUUUUAGAAGCAUCUCUCUGUGGAGUGAUUUGCAUGACUGUGUGAGACAUGGUGAGUCCAGUGUUGUAUUACACUUAUAUAAUUACAUCUUCUGUGGCUUAUGAUAAUAUUAAGGCAUAUUCUAUGGUUUUGACUA